Struthio camelus australis is the source of this 2105-nucleotide messenger RNA. RefSeq names its product solute carrier family 2, facilitated glucose transporter member 11. Gene Ontology annotation, cellular component: plasma membrane. Lineage: Eukaryota; Metazoa; Chordata; Aves; Struthioniformes; Struthionidae. Gene Ontology annotation, molecular function: hexose transmembrane transporter activity. Gene Ontology annotation, biological process: monosaccharide transmembrane transport. The record is from RefSeq and is a predicted model, not a curated record.
CUGCUGGGAGCUGCUCCCUAGUUGCCGCGGCUCUGCGGGGGCUUACGGGGGUGGGCGUUUCUGCCGCCAGGGCAUCGCGAACCCCUGGGAACCGCGGUGGCUGGAGCCGGCACAAAGUCCCUCGCCCCGUGUCUGGAUGCGACAGUCGCUUCCUUUCUUUGGCGCCUUUUACUCCUGUAGCGUAGCUUACCAAACUUCACAAAGGAAAUAUAAAUGCUAGGAAUGGAGUACCAGCCCCUGCUGAGAGGACCUAGCAGGCGGGGCAAGCUCCCCAGCUGGACCUUAUUUCUGUCUGUCUGUGCUGUGGGAAUUGGAGGGACCUUUCAGUAUGGAUAUAAUGUUUCUAUUAUCAAUGCACCCACUCAGCAUAUACACAGGUUCUUAAAUGAAACCUGGACUAGUCGUUAUCACAAGAAGCUAAAUCCAGAUUUGCUGACUUUUCUCUGGUCUGUCAUUGCUUCUAUAUUUUCACUUGGAGGCCUGUGUGGAGCCCUUAUUGGAGGCAGCAUGGCGAUCCGGCUAGGCAGAAAAGGAGCUCUUAUGAUGAACAAUAUCAUAGCAAUACUGGCCUCCAUUUUAAUGGGGAUCAGUUUUCCCACAGGAUUGUUUGAGCUAUUGAUUGUUGGCAGGUUUUUGAUUGGCAUAAAUUCAGGUAUUGGAAUCUGUGUGCAGCCUCUGUAUCUUGGGGAGGUUGCCCCAAAACAUCUUAGAGGUGGUAUGGCCAUGGGCAGUUCCAUCUUUCUGACUGGGGGGAUUUUAACAGGACAAAUAAUUGGUUUGAGGGAAUUAUUGGGUGGAGAAACGUAUUGGCCUUUGUUGCUAUCCAGCAGCUGUUUCCCAGCGUUUGCCCAGCUUAUAUUCCUGCCAUGGUUUCCUGAAAGUCCCAGAUAUCUUCUUAUUGACAGAGGUGAUGAACUGAGCUGUGUCGAAGCUUUGAAGCGAUUUCAUGGCCCUUUACAAUAUCAAAGGGAGAUGGAAGACAUACAGCAGGAACGUUUUGCCUUAGAUGGGGAGAAAUCCAAGAAACCCUGGCAAUUAUUCACUGAUCGUGGCGUGAGAUGGCAGCUCAUUACUGUGAUUGUGAUGACUAUGGGCCAGCAGCUCAGUGGCAUAAAUGCUAUUUAUUUCUAUGCAACUUACAUUUUUAAACAAGCUGGGAUCUCGGCAGAUAAAAUCCCCUACGUGACACUAGGCACCGGAGCUUGUGAAUGCCUCACAGCCCUCACCUGUGGCGUACUGAUUGACUGUGUGGGAAGAAGACAUCUCAUCAUUGGAGGAUAUCUCCUUAUGACCCUUUGGAGCGUUGUUUUAACAUUCUCCCUGACUUACCAGGAACUGUACUCAUGGGUACCAUAUGUGAGCAUGACAUCUAUAUUUGCCUUCAUUUUGAGCUUUGGGUUGGGACCAGGUGGCAUAACAAAUACGCUGACAGCUGAAUUAUUUAUACAAUCUUCACGUCCUGCUGCUUACAUGAUAGGAGGUGCUAUUAGCUGGAUUAGUUUCUUCACAAUUGGAAUGCUCUUUCCCUUUAUAGUGAAUGGACUGAAACAGUAUUGUUUUCUGGUGUUCUUAGUGGAAUGCACCUUAGUUGCUGCUUUUAUCUUUGUUGUAAUUCCCGAGACAAAAAACAAAUCUUUUCUGGAAAUCAAGAAGGAAUUUAACAAGCUUAAUUUUGGAAGAAAUACCAAAGAGAAGGAAACAGAGCUGCAUGAAAGAAGACAACUCCAUGAUGAAUUUUAAAAAAUUCUGUGCAACCUUACAGCUCUAACAUAACUAAUUUAAAGAGAAUUAUGAAUAGUCUUCUAAAUUAGCUAUAUGAACAAGUAGCUUAUUAACUUCUGAACAUGCAGAUGGAGUUUAAUUAAAAGGCAAGUUAAUAUUGCUGAAAUGCUAUUAAAAAUACAUAUUAUACUAUAUACAUAGACUCAAUGUUUAGACACAAAUUACUAUUGUACUAAUGUAGACAUGCAGGGAGAAGCGUUCAGUGGAUUUCCCUUAUUUUUUGCAGAUUUCUUGAGACAGCCAAUAAGACUAAGUAGCUCUUCUUUUAUUUCUAAGCCCAGUCUUCAGAUCCAGAUAAUCAAAUAAAAUAUAAAUAAAACAUA